Molecule: messenger RNA, 4250 nt
Organism: [Candida] anglica
Lineage: Eukaryota; Fungi; Ascomycota; Pichiomycetes; Serinales; Debaryomycetaceae
Source: the annotation of a GenBank genome assembly
GUACUGAAUUUCAUACGUUAGAAACACCCUAGGUGAAAAACAAGUAUUGUUCUGAUUUCAAGUGUCUAUCCCAAGUACUAGUUGACAUAUAUUAUUAUUAUUACUACGGUGUUCUAUUCAUUCGUUUUAAGCUACAAGGACACGCUUAAUAUAUUAUAGAGGGAAUUGUCAUUUUAUCCGAAUACCAUCCCUCCUCAAAAGAAAAUAACGCCAUGUCAUAUCAUUCGAGACAACCAUCGGUGGCGUCCUCGCUUCUUUCCUCAUCCACACAUACACAUCCUCAAAGAAUAGGUCCAUGGAAAUUGGGCAAAACGUUGGGUCGUGGUGCUACAGGACGUGUCUUGUUAGCUACUCAUCAUAUCACUGGUCAAAAGGCUGCCGUUAAGGUUGUAUCAAAGCUGGAGCUUGCUGAUGAAAAUGAACCUCCUAAGAAACUGGCAGACAAUGUAGGUUUACCAUAUGGAAUCGAAAGAGAAAUUAUCAUUAUGAAAUUACUUGCCCAUCCAAACGUGUUAAGAUUAUAUGACGUUUGGGAAACUUCAAAGGCUUUAUACCUUGUGUUGGAAUACGUUGAAGGUGGUGAACUCUUUGAUUUGUUGGUUGAAAGAGGUCCUCUUCAAGAAAUUGAAGCAGUGAAAUAUUUCAGACAAAUUAUUCUUGGUACAGCUUAUUGUCAUGCAUUAGGUAUAUGUCAUAGAGAUUUAAAACCUGAAAACUUAUUAUUAGAUUCAUCCUUGAAUGUGAAACUUGCAGAUUUUGGUAUGGCUGCACUUGAAAGCAAUGGGAAACUCUUGGAGACUUCAUGUGGCUCACCACAUUAUGCAGCCCCAGAAAUUGUUAGUGGUCUCAAAUAUCAUGGAGCUGCUUCAGAUGUAUGGUCAUGUGGUGUUAUCCUUUUUGCGCUUUUAACUGGAAGAUUACCAUUUGAUGAUGAACACAUUCGUAAUUUACUUUUGAAAGUUCAAGCUGGUAAUUAUGAAAUGGCAGAAGAAAUAUCUGAUGAGGCAAGAGAUUUAAUUGAAAGGAUGCUUACUGUUGAUCCAAUGAAAAGAAUUCCAACUGAAAAGAUCUUACAACAUCCACUUCUUAACAAAUACCCAAUCCCUAAUGAAGAUUUAAUUAGUGUGAAAAGUUUGCCACAUCCAGAAACUGCCUAUAAAUCCUUGGGUUCUGUUAACAAUAUUGACAAACAAAUUUUACAAAAUUUAUCAAUUUUAUGGCACGAUAGAUCUCAAGAAGAUAUCAUCAAGUGUCUCUUAAAGGGUGGAUCUAAUCCUGAAAAGACAUUUUAUGCCUUACUUAUGAGGUACAGACACAACCAAGAAGAUCAAUCCCAAGCAGGAUCACCAAUCAAGCGUAACAAUAGUGGUAGAAAGCCUAUUCCUCGUAGUACAUCCAUUGGUACUCCAAGAAAAGGUACUAGAGGUCCGAUCAGUAGAUCUUCUUCUAGAAGACCUGUGCUGUUCCAAUACAAAAAUGGUAUUAAAACCAGUGUAUCAGGACGAUUGUCUGCUUCUUCGAGUGUUCAAAACUCACCUUACAAGUCACCACGUCGCUCUCCACAAAGAAACUCCCAAAGAUUCUCGUACAGUCAGUCUCCAAUAAGAUCUCCAAAGAGAUCUCCCAAGAAGUAUGGUAAUUAUCAUGAUGAAUCUGCUACUGGGGCAUCUAUUCCUGCAAUUCCAAGAAAUAUUUAUAAUGAGAUUGUUACUGCUCAAAAAAAUGGUUCUCUUGGCUCCAUUCCUGCAAUUUUACCUGAAUCCAGUACUUCACAAUCUAUCCCAUUGGCGAAAGGAAUUCCAAAAUCAAAAUUAGAAAGUAAUCCAAUUGUUGAUGAAGUUAGUAAUCAAGAUUUAUUGGCCUCUGCUAAUAUCUCACCAAGUAAGGCUAAUAAGAGAAACUCUAUCUUGGCUACUAGCGUAUCCAAGAAUAGAUUAUCCAAAAGAAAGUCGAUGAGAGCUUCAAUGACUACUGGUUUAAAGAGAAACUCGAUAACUAUGAAAUUGUUGUCCACUUAUGCCAAGUUAGCUGGUGAAACUGAUUGGGAAUAUAUGGAUAAACAAACAAAGAGAACUUCUGCCACUUUCGCAACUUUAUGUGAUAAGAUUUUUAACCAAGAACAAUAUGAUGAAGAAGAUGAAAAAUUGAUUGAUGAGGAAGAAAAGCAAGCAAAGGAAUAUGAAAGGAUCAUGGAGAUUGAAAGAAAGAAACACGAAGCUGAGAUCAAGGCAAGAAAGGAGUUGGCCAAGCAAAGGAAAAGACAAAAGCGUAAGUCUCUUUUAUCAUCUAAAAAGCUUUCUAUUUUUAUAAAGGAUGAGGCCAAUGGAGAUGCUAAGGAUAUUACUGUUGAAGCUGAGCCUAUUUCACAACCAAAGAGAGGCUCUAAUUUGCGUUCUAUAUCUGAAGGUGCUGCACAAACUAACUCUGACGAAUUAACGCCAGAAGAUGUUGAGAACUUUAAGAAACGUUCAGUUACCCAACCAGUUCCAAGAAGACGUGCAACUCCUAAUUUAUCUAGAAGACCAGUCUCACGUCUUGAUCCAUUAUGGACAGCCUACGAGAAUGAAGAACUUGACAGGGCUAAAGAUGCUCUUGAAGCAGAAUACCAUGAUAGAGAUGUAAGCGACAACAAAUCAAGAAAAUCUAUCAUUCAUAACAACAGACAAUCAAUGAUUUCUGUUGGGGAUGAUAUUGAUGAGAAAAGAUAUACUAAGGACGAAUACCUCGUCAAGGAAGCUAGUUAUGAAUUACCAGAACCUCAAGUUGAACAUAGUGAUUUAAGUGCUGAAUAUAUGAGUGAGAUUCGUAAGUCUAAGUUACUUAACUCUCAACUCAAUAUUAAUGGGCACUUAGAUGGUAAUAAGGGUAGACGGUUAUCCAAGCAAGAGCUGAUCAAGCCACGUGAACAACCUACUCUUAUUGGCAAUGUUAAGAUUCCCAAUGUGACAAGAAAAUCCAGAUGCUUCACAAAUUCCAACAAGAGAUUAUCAGUUUUAACUAUGUAUUCUACUAAGGAGUCAUACCAAGACUUGAAUUCUAUCUUGAAGGAUGAGAAGUCUAUUGGUCUUAGAACCAGUUUUGCUGAUCGUUUGGAUAGAGCUGGAUUGCCUGAAGAAGACCUUGAGGAAUUACCAAUUGGGGAAGAUCAAGUUAUGGAUUUUGACGACAUUGCAACCAGACGUGCGUCUUACUAUGCCAAUAGUAGAAGAUAUUCUAAACUCAAUGGGAAAGUUGAAAACUUGAAUAAUGGUGGUAGAAGAGCUUCAGAAAGACCAGUUUCGGAGUUACCUAGAUUGCCAACUAAGGAUUAUAACAUGAACACUCAAAAUGCAGCUGAUGAUACAUUUGCAACCAAGCAUGAUGAAAUUCAUGAAAGAGAUUAUUCUGAAGAUGGCACUGGGGAAGAUGUCUUUGAGAAUAUCAAACUUCCUGAACAUAGUAACUCUGUCAGAAAGACAGAACCACGUCAACCUGAAUCUCAAAAUAACACCAGAAAUAAGCAUCAACAACCCCACAAUGCUCCAUCCAUGCUUCUACCAGAUAGUGACAAUCUUCCUACUACAAGAUCAGAACCAUAUCCAAAGGUUCGCAAACCUAAGGGACACCAUGAAACUAUUCCUCCUAUGGCUCCACAUUACAAGAAGCCACUUGAAGAUACUACAAAUAAGCCAUCUAUUGCUACGCAAGAUAGUACUAAGAAAAAGGGAUCUAUUUUCCGGAAACUUUCUUGGGGAACAAAGAAAACAUUUGAAGAUGGUAAUCCUACACAAUUACCAUCUCCAGCUGAUUCUCGUCAACCAUCUGCAGAAACUAGAAAGACAAGUAAUCCAUUCUUCAGAUGGCUUUCAGGUAACCAUGAGGAAGCUUCAUUGGAAUCUGAAAUACGGAAAUUUAAAACAAUCUUGCCAAAGCAAGAAAUGUCCACUGCUUUAUUUGCACUUUUAAAUUCUUGGACCAAUUUCGGUUUGAAAAACCUUAAAAAUGAUGCCGUUGGAUAUAAUAUAACCGGUGGAAUUUCUUCACAUAAUGCUUUCAAUUUGAAGAGUUGUAAAUUUAGAAUCAAGAUUAGCUCAACCGAUUUCAACCAAAAAUCACAAAUUGUUUGUGCUCGUGUUAAAGGUUCGAAGGUUACAACCGAUACCCUCUUCAAAGAAAUUGAAAAGGUAUUGCGUAAGGAAGGAGUAAUGGACGAAUAAUUGAAUAAUGAUGGUAGUGUUUUAUAGAUACUUUUAAUAUAUUAUCUUCUUAAA